AUGUUGAUGUUGAUAGUCGUGAUGUUCGCCAUAUGUUGGCUUCCAAUCCAGUUAUUCGGACUAAUCGUAUGGUUUCAUCCGAUCAGUUUGGACACUGACCUCCAGUACAACCUAUACGUCGGACUCUAUUUCGCGAGCCAUUGGCUCUCAAUGAGCCACUCAUUCAUUAAUCCUCUCAUCUACUCCUAUAUGUCCUCCAAUUUUCGGGUAUUACUUCGACACUCAUUAUUUCUGGACACUGACCUCCAGUACAACCUAUACGUCGGACUCUAUUUCGCGAGCCAUUGGCUCUCAAUGAGCCACUCAUUCAUUAAUCCUCUCAUCUACUCCUAUAUGUCCUCCAAUUUUCGGACUGAUUUGUGGAAAAUGUUGAGACGUUUCAAACCGAAGAUCUUUCGCUCAUUCAAUGAAUUUCGUUUCAAUAAUAACUUUGAAUUAAGUGACUCUCAAUACUCCCAUGAGAUCAGCUAUAAUUAAUAACUCAUUUAAAAUGCUACCUG
Molecule: messenger RNA, 500 nt
Organism: Oppiella nova
Lineage: Eukaryota; Metazoa; Arthropoda; Arachnida; Sarcoptiformes; Oppiidae
Source: the annotation of a GenBank genome assembly